This is a messenger RNA of Gordionus sp. m RMFG-2023, 2026 nucleotides long. RefSeq names its product F-box only protein 3-like. Gene Ontology annotation, molecular function: protein binding. Lineage: Eukaryota; Metazoa; Nematomorpha; Gordioida; Chordodea; Parachordodidae. The transcript has 12 exons. The record is from RefSeq and is a predicted model, not a curated record. The coding region runs from base 41 to 1411 and encodes 456 amino acids. Gene Ontology annotation, cellular component: cytoplasm.
AUUAUAAAUCAGCUGAGGUUUUUAAAUCUUUCAGGUAAUAAUGAAAUGCUCGAACUUAUUAAACCUACCCGACGAAAUUAUCAUAGAUAUCCUUCAACUUUUAAGCUGGCAUGAUCUUGUUAAAUGUAGCCUAACAUGUUCCAAAUUUAAUUAUUUAUGCCAAAAUAAUUCACUGUGGAAACAUAUUACGUGGUAUUAUUGGCUUGAGAACAUAUGCCCACAUGGCUUAUCCUGGUAUGAAUAUUUCUAUAAACUUAAAAAAGAUUGGGGUAAAUAUAUGCAUUGUUACAAAGAAAUUAAAACAGCUUGGAUUUCAAUUGAAUUAUUCUUAAAAGACAAUACUACAACCAUAUAUGACUCCUUAAAACCGGGCCUCCUCGAAGAAGAUUUGGAGCGAAUCGAAAAUGCGAUUGGUUAUAACUUACCCUUAGAUUUUAGAUGUUCUUACAGGAUAAGAAACGGACAAAGAUUGAACGCCCCAGGAAUUUUGGGAUCCAUGGAAAUAGGUACUCAUUAUAUUUCUGAAGCUCUUCUCGACCUGGAAACCCUCAUCCAGCCUGCGAUAUGGGCUAGAUCAAGCCUAAAAGGAUGCCUUCCCGUAACUGUAUGCGUGAGCACGGGUGUUAGUCAAUACAUGGCCCUCUCUUCGGAAGAUGGUCACAUACCGGGCUCCUUAUUUUAUCCUGUCGACGAUAGACGUAUCUCUAACUUAAGCGGUGAUAAAGAUGUUUUUCUGACAGCGAUAAACUUCCAAGACUGGCUCACGGCUCAUGCCGAUAAAUUGAAACGUUCCCAAUAUCCUAUCAUCAAGAAUGAAAUUUACAGGUUCCUUCCUGACCCACUUAAUACAACAUCGACGACGAACCAUAUAAAGGUCAGCGUGGCGACUUGUUUCUGCCCCGAAUUGAGUUCCGUUAACCCCCCGCGAUUCUUUUACACAUAUAGAAUCACCAUGACGAUGGAUUCUAACGCUCCCAAAAAUGACAUGUACAGAUUGAGCUCUAGGCAUUGGCUUAUUACUGACUCAGAGGGCCGCGAAGAGAGGGUAGAUGGGCCUGGCGUUGUAGGUGAAUACCCUUUGAUGUUUGCUGGCACCACAUAUUCCUGGGUGAGUUGCACAACCUUUAAAACUAGGGUUGGCUACAUGCAAGGUUAUUUCUCUAUGGUCAAGUUAAACGAAUCAAAUAAUUUCGCUCACGGAUUCAGUAUAAAUCAGCUGAUCGAAAAUAAAAAUUCGGUAUUUAAGGUGACCUGCCCUAAAUUCAGAAUGGUUUGCUCACUUUCCAUAACGGCGGGACAAAGGCGAGUCGGAAUUACCAACCUUAGCAUCAUCGGGAACACUGAUAAUGACGGAGAUAGCGAUAUGGAUGAUGCUAUUGGUUUCCAAUAUGAUUACGAUGAUAACAAUUAAUGAAUAGAUAAAAUCGGAAGAAAAAAGCAAGAUGGUAGAUAAUGAUAGUUCGCAAUCAUCUCAACAAAAUACAUAAUACAUAUUGAAGUCAUCAAAAAUAUUUAUUAGAAAUUAAAACAUCUAAAUUAGAUCAGUUUAUUUAUAAAAAUAGAAAAUGUUUCUUUUAUUCGCUUCCUUUAUAAAAAAAAAUAUUUUAAAAUUCUGUAAAUCCGUUGUAAAUAUUUAUCCUAAUUUCAAAUAAGAGAGUUUAAUCUCUAUUCUUUAAUGCUAACAUUUUUUUUGUCCUUCCCAAUUCGGCCAAAUUCGCCGCCGAGGUUUUUGAAAUAUUUUUUUAAAAUUUCUUUAUCAAACAAAAUAUUGAAACAAAACAUUCCUAUAGUAUUUUAUUUAUCUUAUCUAACAUUGAUAUUCUAUAUAUUGUAUAAUGCACUAUUGCAACCUAUGGAAAAUCAGUCAGAUUCUAUCGAGUAAAUGGGCUUAGAUUUUAUUUUAAAAUUAGCCAAUCAGGAAUCGUUUGAUCAUGGCCAAGUACCUUAUCGUUUAUGAUAUUAUAAUAUAAAUUAUAUUUAUGAAAAACUUAAAAUAUAAUAUUUAUUGGAAAACUUAUACUAUUAU